AGUGGAAGAAUCAGCAAUGAGCGAUAGGAACUGGGAGCCUGCUGAUUCGUCCCUCCUCCUUCUCCGGUGUCCUUGUUGUCAUUCCCUUUGCUUCCUUGUCUCUCCCAGCGCUUCUUAAUAACCCUUCUCACACAUAUAGUGACACACAUGCAAGGUAGGCAUCUCUUUCACCUCCGCAGUGUGUAGUCAGGUGUGUGUGAGACGAGUUACAUGUGACGUGUUGAGAGGGAAGCGGUGCCCAGUUGGGUCUUCUUUUUUUCUCUCUCUCCCCCUGUCGUGUUUGGUGUCGUCCUUGGGUUACCUGGUUGGGUUCCUGUAGCUCCAGAUCUGCGCAAAUAGAGGAGGUUCAGAACACCAAGGGGAGCCACACCAGCAGGAGUGCUGAAGAUGGCGGGCAGCAUCCAACUCUCUCGGGAGGCAUUGUGCGAUGGGCUUGAUCAUCUGGCACUGCAGCAGCUCAGACUGAUGGACCAAUUAAUUCGGUGCAACAUGAUGCUGGAGGAGAAGACGAGGAGUGGCUACUUCCUUCUGAGCAAGACCCGCUACAGCAUGGGCACCAAUGCUGUCAGUUCUCUCCAGCUGCCCUCCCCAGACUCAGAAACAGAGUCUCUUGCUAAUGUGGUGACCAGUCCUGUGUUCCUAGAAGGCUACAAGGGGGAUAUAAUGUAUCACAGGGUCGACGUGAGCUUCAAAGACCCAGUGGCUCCCCUACCAGAAGAAGAGGAAGAGGGAGAAGUAUUUGAAACCCAGAAGAGUAAGAAAAAAGGCACAAGGAAAAGACAGACUGCAGAUAAAAAAGAACAAAUGAUAGAUAGUGAUAACAGCAUACUUGAAAAUGACUCUGAAAAAAAGGCCUCAAAAAAAUCCACCCGUAAGUCUGUAAAUCGUGAUCCCAUUCGCUGGUUCUCUGCCCUACCACAACAGACACUGAGACAGGCACAGCAAGACUUCAAAUCGUCCAUCUCCCUCAUUGCCGAGUGUGCCACGAUCCAGUCUAAGUUAAGAACUAUUAAUAAAGAAUACAGUCGCCUUCAGGAGAUAAAGUAUAAGGUGGAUGGAGGAGAAAAGGAGGAAUAGCAGGCACCACAUGUAUAUAGAUAUAUAUAUAUAUAUUUUUCUACUGCAGUUUAUACUUGGUAUCAUUUCCACAUUCCAGACAUUGUGUACAUUCACUAAUCAUCAUUAAUAUACGUGGAAAAUGCAGCUGUUUAAUAUCUAUAUACAUGUGAUGCCUAGUAAUUGUUACAUAAUACUCAUUAAAGAACAUAGGUAAGUGAGGCACAAGUGACUGAAGCUCAAUUGUUUUUAUGGCAGGUCUUCAUAUUGAGUAUUGUUUGGUGACCUAUGCACAGGAUUCAUGUUGAUCAUCUUGAUGAUUCAGACACACUGAAGUGUCAAAUCACAUUCAAAUAAAGGCUAAGGGAGAAA
This is a messenger RNA of Scylla paramamosain (green mud crab), 1428 nucleotides long. RefSeq lists its product as uncharacterized. Bases 388 to 1077 code for a protein of 229 amino acids. The record is from RefSeq and is a predicted model, not a curated record. Gene Ontology annotation, biological process: vacuolar proton-transporting V-type ATPase complex assembly. The transcript has 3 exons. NCBI's taxonomy places the organism in Eukaryota, Metazoa, Arthropoda, Malacostraca, Decapoda, Portunidae.